This is a messenger RNA of Ictidomys tridecemlineatus (thirteen-lined ground squirrel), 2828 nucleotides long. RefSeq names its product insulin like 5 (gene Insl5). Gene Ontology annotation, molecular function: G protein-coupled receptor binding; hormone activity. The record is from RefSeq and is a predicted model, not a curated record. Gene Ontology annotation, biological process: positive regulation of feeding behavior. NCBI's taxonomy places the organism in Eukaryota, Metazoa, Chordata, Mammalia, Rodentia, Sciuridae. Gene Ontology annotation, cellular component: extracellular region.
GUCAGCUCAGCAUUGCCUAGUGAUCCUAUAAAUGUAACUCAGGGCAACAUAGGUUGGCUGUUGUAAUUCUUGUUUUUCUAAAACACGUGGAUCUGUAUCGAUGUGGUUGUCCUCGAUGUGCUCGAUGAGGUCUGCCAGGGUGGGGAAGUGGAGUCCGCAGCCCCCGAAUCGGCAGGUAUUGGAGAAGAAGGAGGCGGCGGCGAUGCCUGUCAUGGUGCUACAUCGAGAGCCCCCCUGGUGUCGGCUCUGCCUGGCCUUUAACUUUUUCAUCAGGAUAAUUGACCAGAUUGAUAAACUUGCCUCCAUUUUUCUAUCGACCGAGUUCAGAUUAUAGUGGCUUCUCAUCAGCAUCCCAAGAUGAGCCCCGAAGAGACCAUCAAAGCUGGCAGAAAAAGAAACUAAUUUUGAAAACGGAGGGAUUAAGUGAGGGUGACAAAAGGAUUCAGUUUCCAGAAUGCCUGACAUUCAGGAAAGGGAUCAUCCUUUGGGUUGUGAAAAAUCCCAGUUGAUAGCCCCUGAUCAUAGCUUCACUGUAGUGCUUUGUGAAAACUGGCAUUAUCAAGGCAGGGAAUACAAAUCUUGAAAGGAUAAAAGAAGUUUGGUUAUGAACAACUGAAGAGUUGUUGGUGCUCCAGGUGUGUUAGGUUUGGUGAUGAAGGUAUCCCCUGGACAAAAGACAUUUUUGUAAUUUUGCUCCAUCAAAAGAUGGAAGAGCUUUGUCUGACCACAAAACUAUUCCUCCUUUCUUGGUCCCUUCAUAGCAAAUGACUCUUUAUACCUCUCAGUUGUGCAAGCCCGAAAUUUAGGUACCACUUUUCACUGUUCUCUGUACAUUAUUACCCUGAUACCCAAUUAAUACCAAGCCUCCUAUCUUUUGAAUACCCCUUUGCCCUAGACACUCUGCUCUGGCCUUAGUUUAGGCCAUCAUCACACCUCAUCUAAAUCAUCACCAUAGUCUUUCUUUGUUUUUCCUAUCUGAAGUCUUGCCACCCUUCAUCUGUUCUCCACGCUGCAGUCAGAGAGAUGGAGAAAGUCAGACUAUUUGAAAUAAUGUUGAUUUCUGUGAGAAUACUUUUUAUUCAGAAUGUAUAUGUUUUAUUGUCUUUUCCUGUUUCCUACAAAAGAAAAUGAUGGACUAGGAAGUGUGGGCGAUAGGAUCUUGGCCACAGACUGAGGGAAUUCUUUUUCCCCCCACAGAAUCAACUAAAAAGUUAUUUUUUUCAAUUUGCUCAAAAGCGAGUCAUCAAUUCUUUGAGAUCUUAAAUGUCAUCCUUCUCAGUUUAGGUUAAGAGCUUUGCAGAAAUAUGUUUUCAGAGGGCUUACAGAAAAAGGGAUUUCAUUAUUUAGCUGUUUGGGAUUAUAGUUUCAGUUUUCUGUUAUAAUAGAAAGGUGUACUUAGAAAGGCAACUUAAAUCAGGGGUGAAGAAUAGCAAUGAAGAUUCUAGUCAAGGUUCUCCUGAAUUCUGAACAAAAGUUGUCUUUCCUAGUCAAUUCUGAUGGUUAGGGAAGAGGGCAGCAAAUUGUUGACUCUUUAUUGUAUCAAGUGGGAGACAUGUUAUCUCAUUAGCUCUCUGACAUAGUUAUUACCAGCAGCAAAUUUUACAAAUAAGAAUACUGAAAAAACUUGCUCCAAGAUUCUAGAUCUGCUAAGUGGGAAGCCAGGAAUCAAACCCAGGACAUGGCAGUCUGCAUGGGUAAGCGUGGCUUUCCACCACCUUGACAUAGAUGUUGCUUUUAAUACUCAAAAAAAAAAUCUUUUAUCAGGUGGGGUUUCCCAUUCUUUUGAUACGGUUCUUAAGGUUCAGUGUUUGAAACUUGCCCUGCAUCAGUCAGUAAGUAGCAAAGCAGAGAUUGAGAUUCAUGCUUGACUGCUUCUGGAGUCCAUGAGUCUCAGUGAUGUCUCCCAAGAGAGUGUCUGUUUAUCGUCUCACAAAGGUGACUAACAGUUAAAUAAUGGUUUCCAGAAGUGAUAGCUAGCAAUAAUCAUAAAAAUACAUUAUCAUAAAAAUAUAAUAAUCAUAAAAAUACUUCACAGUGUAACAUAUGUGCUUAGCAAAUAUUGUUAAAAUGAGGUUUUGACCAAUAAAGUGUCAGGGAUGUUAGUAUAAAUUAGUCAAAAGGGUGAGGGUUUCUUUAAAACUUGAUCGGGGCAAUUUACUCCCUAUCGGAUUCUCAUUCAGUUCUGAGCAAAAUGAAGGGCUCCAUUUUCACUCUGUUUCUACUCUCUGUCCUAUUUGCCAUCUCAGAGGCGAGGAGCGAGGAGAUUGUGAAGCUCUGUGGGCUGGAGUACAGAAGAACAGUCAUAUACAUCUGCGCCAGCUCCAGGUGGAGAAGGCACCUGGAGGGAAUCCCUCAAGCUCAGCAAGGUGAGAAAAGAAACUACUUUCAACUCCCAAAUAGACAUGAGGCUUCUGAGGAAAACAUAGCCCAGGACCUGCCCAAAGUGGAUUCCUCAGGCGAGGAACAUGUUGGGGAUGGACAGAUAUCCACGGAAAGGCGUUGGGAGUCAAAGAAACAUUUGGUGAUGUCAAGACAAGACUUAGAAACUUUGUGCUGCAAGGAGGGCUGUUCCAUGACUGAUCUGAGCACACUUUGUUAAGGCAAAAGCAAAUUCUCCAUGGGUGGCGGAGCUUUAGCAUGCAUUUAAUCUCCUUGUUCUACUGCCUUGUAGGAUGCUAGUAUUCCAUCAUAGAACAUGGCUUUCAGUUGGCAGGUUUUUUCUAAAAGCUGUAUCUAGUGGUUAAAAACACAGUGACGCCUAUUUUCUCCCUUUGCCAAGGUGAAUGCACUCUUUUCCAAUUCUAAAUAAUGCUUUGACAUUUAAAAUA